GGGGCGGAGCGGCCGCACCUGGGCGCCGGUACGGAGAGCGCUGCUCCGAGCCCUCCGCCAAACUUGGGGAGCGGGAGUUCGGGCAGCGCGCCGAGCUGCGCGAGGGGUCGGUACAAAGAGCGGCCCGAGGGGCUGCUGGCUGCCGCCGGUUGGUCGCCGUGCUGUAAAACUUGUUAGAGGAAAGCAUGGUGGCUGAGCGCUGUUUGACCUCGGUCCGGGGGCCGUGGGCUGGGUGUCCGCGUGUCUGGGAGCGGAGCUGUUUCAUGGAGGCCCAGCGCCUUCAGAGUUCUGUUCUGGGGCGAGGGCUGCGGGCUGUGCUCACCACACGUGAGAAGAAAAGCUGAAGUUGCCGUAUUUAGCGCUCCUAAGGUGAUUACCAGCAUUCCCAAUUAAAGCACCCGAGGCUGUGUCCCGUGUGACGGGCGCUGGGUAGGCUUCCUGUGCUGUUACUGCAGUUUUCACAGCACUCGUUCUUCUCAGCAUUAAAUGUAUCCCGUCAGUUUUUACUCUGUGCCCCCGGCUCGCUGUUUGCAGGGGGACGUGGUGUGGAGCCGUGUGUACACAAAGCUGCCUUUGCUUGUAACGUAACUGUCCUAUCCGUGACUCGGGCUUAAAGCAGGUUUUGUUUUGGUGGGAAAGAGCUGCUCUCACCAUUGCCUACAGAAAUAACGUGCGGGUCGUCGUAACGUGUCACACCUUGGCAGUUUAUGAGGUAAUUCUAUUAGGGAAUUUAACUUUACCAAUUAAGUACUCCGGGACUUUUUCAUUUGAAGUAAGUUCUGCACGACUGCCACAAUUGAAUGUAGUGUGCAGUACUGUUUCUCCAUCUCUGCAGCAGCAGCAGAAUGCACGAUAACUUCCCUGGUGUGUCACCUCCAGUCUUCCUCAGCUCUGCCCCAAAGGAAACACCUUUCAGAAGCAAUCCGGAAUUCCUGUUUGCUUGCCAUAAAAGGCUGAGACAAAGGAUGGAGCUAUCGGUAGUAAUACCUACUGUGUAGAUACUUGCUUGUUAGAACUUGUGAUCGAAGUUUUUUGUCUCGAGUUCCAAAGCAGCUGUUAUGUUUAUGAUGGAAGUUUUAGUGCUGUGGCAGGCUCAAUUAAAGCAGAGGCCUGGUGAUGAUUUACUGUUCGUUAUGCGGCUUGAGGAAAUUUAGGCCUCCGUCCAUUGUGUGAAGUUGUAUGAAGGAUGCUAGUUCUGCAGCGAGGUGUUGUUCGUGCCCGUCAUUGGCUCUGUCACAUCAUCCAAGGUGGUUCUCAUGCGACUUUCUACUAACUUAACGAUCUCACAGGCUGUUGUUUUGUUCUACAAAACCCAGGGGGAAAGCUUAGUCACUUCAUUUGUAUUUGCGGGCUUUCUGGUUUUCUGGCCUGGCUCCUCUCUUUUCUGCUCCUCUUGGUUCACUUGAAUUUGAUAACUCAGCACGCUGGAGUGAAAGAAGACUUAAGUGAGUUCAGCGUUCACAAAGCAUUUGCAUUUUAAAAUACUGGUGGGCAGGUCGGUGUUCUGUGGUGUUUUUGUGCAUUCUGGGUAUGUAGAGUGUACUGUCACACAAAACAGAUGUGGAAGGCACGUUGAGAAGUCCCCUUGUGUGGCCCUGUUACCUGCCUUGUGAGGCUGCCUGGUACCCUCAGUAGUUCCAGUCACCAGAGGGUCAGGUACCACUUCAGUACACUUCUGAAUGAGUAGUUGGUGAUGUGUGCCUCUGACAGGGUGGGUGCUCACGUGCCAUGUUGUGCUUUGCUUCCACCUUAGCUGCAGUUUCUCGUACUCUACAGAAAUGUAAAGGAGUAAUUUUUGCUUCAAAAUGUUAAAUUCUCCAGUAUUAUAGUUUUGUUACCUCACAUUUUGCUCAGUGCUUGCUUGGUGACAAAGGUUCCUUGAGAGUGAGAGCAGAAAGUGACUGGUUGGUUGGGCGGCAUGCUUGCUUGCACCUGGUAGCUGUGAGAUUUUAUAGGCGGGCUUUGAAGGUGUAACAAAAUCCCUUUAAAGUCUAAUCCAUGAUGUGUUACAGCGUAUCACCUUGCCCUGCCUGCGGUGGGUCCGGGUGAAAGUCUAAGCCAUGCUCUUUGUGACUGGGGAGGAGCUGAGGCAAGUUGCUUAUUGUUUACAAUAGAAAUGCAUGCGGUGACUUACACUCCAACAGAGGAACAGUGUUUUGUUCUCUUCAGGGACCUCAGCGCCCAGUUUAACUCAGGUGGAAGCAAUCCCAGCCCUACUGGUUUGCUCAGUUUGUGUUGGGGCACAUAGCUCAAAGAUAUGCAGUGUGAUGUUAGGGUAGUAGGAUGCACAUAACAAUGUACAUAGAACACAUAGGUGCUGUUUGACUUUUGACUAUUAGACUGAGACUAUACUGCUGCAUGUAUAUGAAAAAAUAAAGGCUUUCAUAAUUCAUCAAGUUUUAUAAUAUGUAAAACUAAUGCACACGCAGGCUUACCUUGCACACUCCCCUAAAAUACCUGUAUGUGCUUACUUUUAAUUACUUACUCCUUCAAUUUUUUUCAACCACAGCUCUGAAAAUAGAGCCAGUGAGACAGCAUUAUCGUGAAGGAGAGUUAGCAUUUGGGAUACCCUGGUGUUCCUGCACAAAUAGGUCUUACUGCUUGAAAAUAUACCUUGAAACCAGAAUUUAAGGAGCAUAUUAAUGUCCAUCUUGAAAAUUCAUUACUGCAAGUGAGCUGCCGCUCACUUGUAAAGAGGAGGAGAAAUUAAUCAAAAUACAAAAGCAUAACUGAUCUAAUUGGCAAGUGUGACUGAAAUAUUUGCCAUGGAAGAAAGUAAAUCUGAUUCUGUGAAACAUCUAAGCAGAUCACAGUUUGGCAGCGGUUUUGUUCCCCUGUGGGAUCACCAUUAUAAAUCCAAGCAGAACCUGGCUGUGCUGUGUGAACCUGGAAACAAAGUGAAGGGCGGGCAACAAGAUCCACAGCUUCUAACAUGUGGUGAAAGAAAAUUAAUUGAGUUCGGCAGUCUAAUGGACUUAAGUGUUUGUGUCCGUUCCUGUUUGGAUGCAGUGGUCGGUGCCUGAGAACCAAAAACUGGGGCUAUUGAGCAGCUGUCAAAAAUUAUAUGAGUAUUUGUUCAUGGGAUUUGAGACUCUCUUGAGAAAGGAGAGCUACUAUUUUUGAGAACACAUUUCUUUGCUCUGCUGAUGGACUAACCAAUUCCUUUUUCACUAGCUGGGAUAGUCUUCUCUUUUGUUGUUUAAAACGCACUGGAAACAAAAAUCUGUACCAUUCCCCCCCCCCCCCCCUUUUAACUUAUUUUAAAUACUUGUACGGAAUGGUUCCAGGUAAGCUCUUCUGUAAACAGAAGUGUGCCAAAUCACAGGUCUGUGUUGGGUUGUAAGCUGGUCAUUUCACAUCUAGCGAAGUUCAGGGUCCUGUGGAUUGGCAUGAUGCCAUUUUACCAUGGCAAAACCUGAUAAUGUUUAUGUUACAACACCUAACCAACCUUUACAAGUCUGUUUGUCUUAACUUUGUUCAGUUGCAAACUUGAAGCAGUCUCAGGAAAUUGAAGUUUGCAGGCUGCUGAGCAGCUGUAGUGUGGGUUGUAGCAAUAUCCUCUUCCCCCUUAUGUCCCACAGGGUACUUCAUCACUGGUUUGAUGUGAAAGUAGUUGAGCCGCUCAUGAAGAACAAAAUCCUUGAAUUACACACCAACAUAAUCAGUGGUAACGCACGCAUUGCCCCUUGGGAUAUUGAUGAGGUAGAUACUUUUCUAGUGCCACCAGCUCUCAAGUGAGAUCUUGCUGAGAAGUUGUCUUCUCUUUAUGUGUGCUACCUUUUGGCAGUCUUAACUGAGCUGUAUGUAGGGGAACAAAGACAUCUGGGAGACAGUGAUGGAAGGGAACAGGAUCAUCGUCUUUGUAGGUCCUAAUUUAACUAAUGUAAUGAAGUGUUUCUGAGCCAAGUUGAAGUUAGUAUAAAGGUUUGUCUAGUGUAAAAUCUGCCUGUAAGAUAGGAAGGGAAGUUGUGGCUGUAGUUACCUGAUCAUAAUCUCUGUUGGAAUAGCCAGCAUGUGAGUACUAAUUGUAGUGCUGGUUUCUCUCAAGUGCACUGAGAUCGCUAGCUUCUUUCUCACAGGGCACUGAAUGAUCAUUAAAUGCUAAUGACUUUUGAUUACUGUUGACCUCGGUCAAUUUAGAGUUAGUGACCUAGAGAUGAAAACCACUGUAUCUCAUUACCAAUUUCCUGAGCUAUCUGAUCUUUCCUUUGUAGGUCAGUUUUGAUAAGAGCAGAAUAGAAUUAAAGUUGACCCCUGUCUUAGAAAAGGGGUUGAACGCUUUCAGGUUGGCAAUAUCAUGCUUCGAAACAGCAACAACAACAGAAGGAAGCAGCUACUAGGAAAGAACUUAUCUUUCUGACCCCAUGGAUUGUCAAGAGCAAAACUUAUCAGUUCUAGUAGAAAAACAGCCUAUCACCUGUAACCUUGAGUUUCUCAUUUUGUAGCUGCAGGUUUUCUCAUCUCAAGCGUCCAUUUAUAAUUCUUGUUCUUACUUUGAGCUAUGAAGCAGCAAAUGAGUGUUCGUAGGAUAAAUUGCCAACUCUGCUCUGGGAUGUUUUCUACCUGCAAUUGCCAAACUAUGUGCAGGAUGAUAAAACCAUGUAUUUCAUGUUGUGAUGAAGCAUUUCACUUAAUUUCUUUCCAUAUGUGCAGAAGAGAAUGUGUGAUAAUUCACUGUUAUUGUUCGCUGUAGGCUCUUUAAGUGUAAGGUUUUUUUAUACAGUUGUGGUUUCUAUAGACUGCCAUUCAUACAGCAAACAUGGCAGUGAAUUCAUAAUGAAAAUGCGUGAUAGAUUUAAAUAUUCUUCCUCACUUUAAUAAGCAAGCUCUGUUUAUUUUUUCUCAAGCUGAAAACAAAACUUUUAACUUGAAAAGCAAAACUCCACGGUGUAAAAAAGACCUUUUAGAGUUAUGUUAGUAUGUUUGGGAAAGAAAUAUUCGGUUAUUGAACCUCUUACUGUGGUUAAAUCACAGAGGUGAAGCAGCUAAGGAAGAACUUAACAGGAGGAGAUGUUGCACUCGGUUUGGACCAAGCCUAAAUCGGUGAGCAUGCAAGGCAGGAGGAUGUUUAUGAUGAAAUAAAUAUAGGGAUAAAUGUUAUUCUUAAAUACUGUGUUUUGAUUUGAUUGCUUUGUCUCAGAGAAGGAUAUUGCUGUAAAAAUCAAAAGAGGGCAGUGAAAAUGCCUGCAGAUACAAAAAAAAGGCACAUUAAAAAGAUGAAGGCUGUCUGGGUAGGGAGGCCAGCAAGAAGUGUUGCACAGAGAUGUGGCCCAUAUUCUAGCAAAUAAUACAAGGAUGUGAAAAUAAAAGGCAGUUUUAUUCUCUAUUCUUCUAUUUUAUACAAACUUGUAUUUAACUGCUGACUGGGCUGCUCAGAACUCCCUGCGUUUGUUUCCUUUAAAGCACUAAGAGCAUUCAUGGGGAAAAUGAAGUAAAAAUAUCUUUGUGGAUAGAAGUAUUCUGAGGCUUUUUAUCUUCAUACUUUAGAGCACAAGAUUAUCACUAAGCAAAGUUGGGAAGAAUAUUUGUAAACAAGCAUUUUGCUGGCACACAAGCUAUAGCAAAAUACAAUUUGGCUUCUGGUGUUGGUUCGAGAUGCAGUUCUAUAUUGAUGCUGUUCUGAGAAAGUAAAAAUAAAAAAAUAGAGAGUAUUUUUAUGUGUUCAUACUUCUUUGAUAGCCAUCGCAGUGUCACCCAUCUUUGUCCCUGCUUUUAGCCUUCUGUUUGGUUUUUUAAAAGGAGCCCUCACUGAGUGAGACUUGGGGACCAACUUUUUGAUGCAACAGACAGGGACGGUUACAGUCCUGGUUUGUUUCAGAGCUGCCUAUCAGAAACCUGUGUGAGCAAGGGUGGUGGAGGAUUUAGUCAGUCCUAACGUGCUUUCUUACUGGAGGAACUCAGGAAUAGAGCUGUCAGUCCCCUUUCCAACAGAAUGAAUUAAUGGCUACGUUUGCUUGAAGAGCAAAGAGGAUUUUUUCUUCUGAAUUUGCAAAUAAUUGUGAAAUGAUGUUUGAAUUAUCAAUCCUUCUGGUGUUUUGAGAGACGGUCAAGAACAGGUCCAAGAAGAGCUCUAAGAAGGGAAAUAGCAACAGCAGCAGCAGCAAAUUGCCUCCCGUUUGCUAUGAAAUCAUUACCUUGAAGACCAAAAAGAAGAAGAAGAUGGCUGCUGAUAUUUUUCCCCGAAAGAAACCAGCCAACACUAAUACAACUGCUGUCCAGCAGUACCACCAGCAAAAUCUCAAUAACAACAACACUAUUCCAGCACCAAACUGGCAAGGACUUUAUCCGACCAUCAGAGAGAGAAAUGCAGUGAUGUUCAACAAUGACUUGAUGGCAGAUGUUCAUUUUGUGGUCGGGCCACCAGGUGGGACCCAGCGGCUGCCAGGACAUAAAUAUGUCCUGGCUGUUGGGAGCUCUGUAUUCCAUGCGAUGUUCUAUGGAGAACUUGCUGAGGACAAAGAUGAAAUCCGUAUACCAGAUGUUGAGCCUGCUGCUUUUCUUGCAAUGCUGAAAUACAUAUAUUGUGAUGAAAUUGAUUUGGCUGCAGAUACCGUCCUGGCCACUCUUUAUGCUGCCAAGAAGUACAUCGUCCCUCAUCUUGCCCGUGCCUGCGUCAACUUCCUAGAAACAAGUCUAAGUGCAAAGAACGCCUGCGUGCUGCUUUCCCAAAGCUGCUUAUUCGAGGAACCCGACCUGACCCAGCGCUGUUGGGAAGUGAUUGAUGCCCAAGCCGAGCUAGCUUUGAAGUCCGAGGGCUUCUGUGACAUUGAUUUUCAGACGCUUGAAAGCAUUCUCCGAAGGGAGACUCUGAAUGCCAAAGAAAUUGUUGUUUUUGAAGCGGCUCUGAAUUGGGCUGAAGUGGAGUGUCAGCGACAGGAGCUAACUGCCACCAUAGAGAAUAAGCGCAAAGUCCUCGGGAAGGCGCUGUACUUGAUACGUAUCCCUACCAUGGCACUCGACGACUUUGCAAAUGGCGCUGCUCAGUCCGGGAUUCUGACUCUCAACGAAACCAAUGAUAUCUUCCUUUGGUAUACAGCUGCCAAAAAGCCAGAGCUGCAGUUUGUAAGCAAGCCCCGGAAAGGCCUUGUUCCUCAGCGGUGCCAUCGUUUCCAGUCUUGUGCUUACCGCAGCAACCAGUGGCGUUACAGGGGCCGGUGUGACAGCAUCCAGUUUGCUGUUGAUAAGAGAGUGUUUAUAGCUGGCUUUGGGCUAUACGGCUCCAGCUGCGGAUCAGCAGAAUACAGUGCCAAGAUUGAACUCAAACGACAAGGAGUUAUCCUAGGCCAGAACUUGAGCAAAUAUUUCUCAGAUGGUUCUAGUAACACUUUCCCUGUGUGGUUUGAAUAUCCAGUACAGAUUGAGCCUGACACCUUCUACACAGCUAGUGUGAUUUUGGAUGGUAAUGAACUCAGCUAUUUUGGACAGGAAGGAAUGACAGAAGUUCAGUGUGGGAAAGUGACUGUUCAGUUUCAGUGCUCUUCGGACAGUACAAAUGGCACUGGGGUACAGGGAGGGCAAAUUCCUGAACUCAUAUUUUAUGCUUGAAUGUGUGGAGACAAAGCAUUUUUUCCUAUGAAAAACCUGUCUAGUUCAGACCUACUGACGCUUAGCUUUUUAUCUGCAGAUACAUGAUCAGGACAAGUUAUUUGUCACAAACGCUAUGGGCAAAUUAAUGGCUUGCUAUACUUGUAGCAUCAUUGGUGAUGAAGUUUAAGUGUAAUAUUUAACUUCUAAAUGGAAGCUCUUAGAAAUAAGCAAGUUUUGAAUGCUUAGUGAGAGAGAUACCUGUUUGUUGGCGAUGCUGACCCUUGCUUUGAUGCACCUGAAUCACCAGAGGAUGCCCUCAUAUCUUGUGGGUUAUGGAACUCCUUCCACCAAAUGCUGUCAUCUUUGAUCAGUUUUCUCUUUCUCCAUUCUCCGCUCUUUGCUUGUAACUAUUUGGGGAGACGGGUAGAAAACAAGGAGCCUUGUUUUAUAGCUCUCUUCUGUGUACUCUUCAAACUGAAGAGAUUCCAAUUAGCUGAGCUGAUUUUGAUCAUGGAGGCUAACAGAAGUGCUUCAGUUCUAAGCAGAAAAAGUAUAGGUUUAUACCAUCAUCCUGAGAGAUUCUGCUGUAGCCAGCUGUUUGAGGAAGCUACACAGCAUGCUGACCACAGUGCAUGGACACGUUUACAGUGAGUAAGGGUUUGGGCUUGACAUGUGACCUUUAGAGUUCAUAUUUCCAGGAAUCCCAUCUUGAAGGCAAGGAGGUACUUGCACACGUUCAAAUUAUAUACACAAGUUGAAACCUUUACUCUUUUGACCUAAUUUUGCUACAUUGAAGUUGAUUUGCUAUUUAAAUUGCUUUUCUUCAGAUCCUCACUAAAUAAACAGGAGUUAAUAUCUAGCAUUUGAUGUAGGACAGUUUAUAUUUUUCUUAUUUCCUUCCUAAACAUUUUAGAAGCAUGUUGUAGAGAAACAAAAGAACAUACUGGUCCCAACUUAGACUUUUUUUUGUCCCUAUGAGAAUUUUGAAAGAGACAAGAUUCCCAACUGUGGUCAUGUUACAGUUAGUGUAUAUCAUUUGGUAAAAGUAAGGAGGAUCUCUUACAACUGCUUAUGCAGAAUCUUCACUGUAUCUGAGUCCUCUCUCAAGCUUCUGGUCACAUGUCUGUCAUCUCUGGAAAAGUAUUAGGGUUCACAGCUCUAUUUGGGAAGGAAAUAAGUGUAAAUAACAGAUGCAGGUACUAUUUAAAUACAAGAUCUUUCACCCUUGCAUUGUGACAAACUUGUAUCUCAGAGGGACCUACUGUAGUACAACUCAUUUAAUCUCUGAAGUGGAUUCUUUUGUGUGUGUGUGUUUUAACAAAAUGAGAGGACCAAAUAACUAUUAAGGCAGUCUGAAGAUUAAUAUAUCAACACAUUAAUGUAGCACAACCCGAAAUUGACUUGUCAAUUUUGUAAUGAAAAUCUUUUUCCCAUAACAUUUCUUAUCAGUUUGACACUGUUACUCUUAAGUGUUUCUUGACAGUGGGAACCCUGGCCUCUGGCCAUUGUUAAGUGCCAGCACAUUUUCGCAGUGUCCAAAAUAUCAUCUGAGAUAAUAAAAACUGGAGUGUAGGUAACCAACGCUUUGUGGCCAAAGCUCAGCUCUUUCCACUAGGUAACGAGGGAGAGCCAGGCAAGAAACUACCCCACAAGAUCUAUGCCUUUCACCCAUCUUACUGUUCAGUGUUUUAUAUACAUAUGUGUGUGUGUGUGUGUGUGUAAGCAACAUUCCUUCUGAAAUGUAAAUACCCUCAAAAUAUGGUGAUUUUUUUUUCUUUUAACAGAUGUACAUAAUCCAGACUGUUACUGACAUUUAAACAGAAUGGUCCACGGAAAACUCACAGAAAGAGAUUUUAAAACAGCCACCAGUGAAAUAUAUUUAGAUGUGCAGCCUAAGAUAAACAAGAAUAUGUGGACUGGAGAAAGAGUUGCUUAAGAGACCGCAAAAAGGAGUCUAAGAUUGUUGUGAGGUAAUGGUCAUCUACCUGGAGAGAAUGUUUUGAGCAGCAAUUCCAUUUAUUUAAAUUCAUUUGGAAGCAGAGCAAGACGCUAAUCAGCCUGCUGAAUUUUCUUACAGCAAGUGGUUGACACAAAUGUAAUAAUUCAGAGUGAAUAUUGGAUUGACAAGCUGCUUGCAGUAGCAAGCUGCAUUCUGAGCUUAGGGAAAAAAAAUGAGGUGCCUCAGCUGUUGGGACAAAUCAGUACUGCACUGCUAUAACUAAACUCUGGUUCUCACUUUUAAUUUUGUUAGGGUUUUUUGCUUGUCUGCAAAUAAAGGUAAGCUAUCUGCUACGUUGGCUGGAGUAGAUGGUAGGAGAUCAGAAUACUGUAUAGCUGUAUAAAAUUAGCUAUAAUUUAAUUAUUUUUAUUUGCUGGUUUUAUUAAAUCGUUUUGACGAAGCAGGAUGAAAGCUACCUCUAGCUUAAUUCCUCUGAGUCCUUUCCAGGUGUUAGGAGCUGCUGCAUGUCGUUUUUUAAUACGGAUCAGUAAACAUAAGCACUCCGAAACAGCUUUUGAGCUUGAUUGUGAGCCCUGCUUGAUGCUGACAGGUGCUGCUGUAUCGAGAAGGUGGCUAGUUGUAGUCCCCUUAGGACGUCCAGGCACUUACUUAGGUGUCCACGUGUGGACUUGGUCAGUUUAGCAGUCGUAUCUAAGCUUGAACACAUGGAUGUUCUGCAAGCAUCAGCCGUAUCAACCUGGAUUGUAAGCAUAAUGUCAAUAGAGAUAACUUUUGGUAGAUAGUCUUAAUACUGUACCUGGCCACCUUCGCUACUCGUAUGUUUGAUUUUCCUGGUUAGGGGAAUCUGUGAUAGAGAGUAUAAUGUAAUAUACUUUCUGCGUAUCUAAAGUAGUAUUUAAGUAAACACUUUAAUUUCUACAUGCUUAUUGCACUGAACUGUUUUAUUUGUUGUUUGUUUUGGUUUGUUUUUUUAAUGUAAUUAAAUGCAGCUAACUUCAGGUAACAGCACCCGUUUGUGCUGGAGCAGUGUUUGACUUUGGCAGGCUUACGGCAUUAUUUAUAAAGGACAGACGUAUAAAUAUGAAGUACCUCAUGUUGAAUGUUAUUGUACUGUAUCUUCAAUGUCACAGUGCAGAUCUUGUUGGACUCAUGAAUGUGUAUAAUCGCAUUAAACCUACGAAUAAAAAUGGUUCUUAAA
Gallus gallus (chicken) is the source of this 10685-nucleotide messenger RNA. It is a transcript of the gene BTBD3, whose product is annotated as BTB domain containing 3. Gene Ontology annotation, cellular component: cytosol. The record is from RefSeq and is a predicted model, not a curated record. Bases 6160 to 7545 code for a protein of 461 amino acids. Gene Ontology annotation, biological process: dendrite morphogenesis; cerebral cortex development; neurogenesis. Gene Ontology annotation, molecular function: protein binding. The transcript is spliced from 6 exons. Lineage: Eukaryota; Metazoa; Chordata; Aves; Galliformes; Phasianidae.